CCAAAACCCUAAGAGGUGCCCGUCUCUCUCGUACAAAUACCUCACUCUCCAUUUUCUUCUUCCACUCAGCCGUUUGUUUGUUAGCACCGCCGCAAAGAUGCAGAUCUUCGUUAAAACCCUAACGGGGAAGACCAUCACCCUCGAGGUCGAGUCCUCCGACACCAUCGACAACGUCAAGGCCAAGAUCCAGGACAAGGAAGGCAUCCCUCCGGACCAGCAGCGACUGAUCUUCGCCGGGAAACAGCUGGAAGACGGCCGUACCCUCGCCGACUACAACAUCCAGAAGGAGUCGACGCUUCAUCUCGUCCUCCGUCUCCGUGGUGGUGCCAAGAAGAGGAAGAAGAAGACGUACACCAAGCCGAAGAAGAUCAAGCACAAGCACAAGAAGGUGAAGCUCGCGGUGCUCCAGUUCUACAAGGUCGAUGGAUCUGGUAAAGUGCAGAGGCUGAGGAAAGAGUGUCCUAACGCGACUUGCGGUGCUGGAACUUUCAUGGCGAGUCAUUUCGAUCGUCAUUACUGUGGUAAGUGUGGGCUUACUUACGUUUACCAGAAAGAGGGAGCUGAAGCAUGAUCUCUCUCUCGCUGUCUCUUUUUUCUCUAUCUUUAAUUUCGUUUUUUGGUAAUUUCAUAAACUUGUAAUGGAUUCGAUGUUUGAACAUGUUUUGCUCUGGAUUUUUUUUAUCUAGAUCGAUGAGUUUUAUAAGGUGUUUAAUUAUGUUGGUCCUUUGAUUAGUCUUAAUUACACUUCUUGCAACUUAUAUAA
Molecule: messenger RNA, 763 nt
Organism: Brassica oleracea var. oleracea
Lineage: Eukaryota; Viridiplantae; Streptophyta; Magnoliopsida; Brassicales; Brassicaceae
Product: ubiquitin-40S ribosomal protein S27a-3
Exons: 1
Coding region: 98-571 (157 amino acids)
Biological process (GO): protein ubiquitination; modification-dependent protein catabolic process; translation
Cellular component (GO): cytoplasm; nucleus; ribosome
Molecular function (GO): protein tag activity; ubiquitin protein ligase binding; structural constituent of ribosome
Source: RefSeq, a predicted model, not a curated record